UUAAAUUAAUAUUCGAUCUUAUGGAGGUGUAAGACAAGUUAAUUCUCGCAGCUAGACUUUCCACUUUCGUGACACAUCUCAAGUUGUAAGGACAGUACCUAAAAGUAUAUAUUAAGAUGUAUAUUUAAAGUUAGACAUGACAAACGGUUUCGUGUAUAUUUGUUAUCAGAGAUGGACACAAAUACAGUCAAAAACAUCUUGUUAUAAAUCAUAAAUACUUCCUCAUCAAAUGUAACAAAAUAAAAUACAAAACACUGGUGGUAGGAAAUGCAUUUAAUUAAAAUACAAAUAAUUUGAAAAUACAAAAUACAUAUAAAAUAGUAACAGUACACGACGAAUAUGUGUAUCGUUAAAGAAUUUCUUUUUAAUGUGUAAUGUUUAUAAAAUACUAAGCUUGCCGGCAACUUGCUGAACCUGCAGCAUGUCGCGGUUCUGUAUGGCGGUUUCGGUCUCGGUUUCAGAACCGCUCUUAUUUUAUGCCCAGUGUGUCCCACAGCAUUAGUGGCGAUGGCACACCAACACUUAAUUUGCAUGCAUGAAUAUCUUUCUGUGUCUUACAGUAGGGUGUCGAACAUGCACAAACACAAAGCGUUAACUCUUUUUCCAGAUGUACGCUCAAAAAAACGGAACCAUGCAUAUAUUCAACGUCAAGUUGGAUCUCCUUUUUACUAUACUAUAAAAACCUCAACGGUUAGUUGAUAGAAAUUUAUUUUCUCCUUAGGAACAAAAGUAGCUAGCCUGAUUUAUUGCUAAUAAAGUCUUCCAUAUAUGACAAACCGCAAGAUGCCACUGCAUGGCUGCGCAUGCCUGUUGAAAUUUACUAGAAUGUCACUAGCGGGCGACUACGUAGGCUACUUUAUUUUAAAGCAAUUUGCACGGAGUAUCAAAGCAGCUUCUUUCCUUGGAUAACCGCUCAUGGGAAACGAAGUUCGCAACGAAGUUCUACCCAAGACGGUUGAACAUCGCCGAAUAUAUGGGCCCAUCUGGCGCUCACGUUUUGGCCCUUUUGACAUCGUUAAUGUGGCAACCCCAGAGCUGAUAGCGCAGGUGAUCCGGCAGGAGGGCCAGUACCCAGUGCGGACCUUUCUGCCACACUGGCAGGAGUACCGUGACCUGCGGGGUCAAGCUUACGGACUUCAUGUUGAUAAAGGUCCUGAGUGGUAUCGCAUCCGCAGCGUCCUGAACCCCAAGAUGCUGAAGGUGAAGGAAGUAUCCGUGUACGCCCCAGUGAUUCACCAGGUUGUGGGUGACCUGCUACGACGUCUGGAACUGCUGCGCUUGAGGAGCCAUGACCAGGACACGGUUAGCGACCUUGCUGGAGAGCUCUACAGAUUUGGCUUUGAAGGCAUCUCCUCCAUCCUGUUCGAGACCCGACUCGGCUGUCUCCAGGAGGACAUUCCCCAGGACACGCAGCGCUUCAUAGCUGCAGUGGGUGAAAUGCUGGCACUCUCAGAAACAGUCCUCUUCUUCCCACGCUGGACUCGACGUUUUCUGCCCUAUUGGGCGCGCUUUGUUCAGGCCUGGGAUGACCUCUAUGACGUGGCACGCAAGCUAAUCAACAGAAAGGUGCAUGAGAUCAAUGCCAAGGUGGAAGAGGGGGAGCAGGUGGAGGGGAUGUACCUGACCUACCUGCUGUCCUCUGGCAAGCUGUCCCUGGCAGAGAUUUACAUUAGCAUCACAGAGCUGCUGCUGGGAGGGGUUGAUACGACCUCCAACACCCUGUCCUGGACACUGUACCACCUGGCCCGGGAUGAAGCAGCACAGGAGCGACUGUAUCAGGAAGUGUCUUCAGUGUGCCCAGAGCGGAGGUUACCCACGACAGAAGACCUGACCAGGAUGCCGUACCUGAAAGCUGUCAUCAAGGAGAUACUCAGGUUAUAUCCGGUGGUCCCGGGGAAUGGACGCCUAACAGUGGAUAAUGAAGUCGUCGUAGACACCUACUGGUUUCCCAAAAAGACUCAGUUCCACCUCUGUCAUUAUGCCGCAAGUCAUGAUGAGGGGGAGUUUCCCAACGCAGAGCAGUUUCUUCCUGAACGAUGGCUCAGGCAGGGAACAAACCGCUUCCCGCACCACCCCUACAGCUCCAUCCCAUUCGGGGUGGGAGUUCGUGCCUGUGUCGGAAAGCGUGUGGCCGAGCUGGAGAUGUACUUUGCUCUUUCCCGGCUGAUGCAGCAUUAUAUGGUUCAGCCAGAGAGCAGAAGCACGACUCUGGAACCCAAGACUCGAACACUCCUCAUCCCAUCUGGACCCAUCAACCUGCGCUUUCUCCCUCGAGCCUAAGGUGCAGGAGCAGUCAGAAUGGUGGAGAAUAUUUGUCAGAGCAGGAGAUUCAGCACAGAAGAACAUGAGAGCUCUCAGCAGCUGGGACUAGAGUGGUAGGAAUACUGAAAAGAACGCAACUCUUUUAGUGUGGAACGUUCAAACAAUUUUUCCAUUAAACAUUGAUAUAAUAUAUAUUUUAUAUAUUUUUAUAUGUUUCUACAUUCAUCUCUUACUUAAAUAUGUAAUCUUAUUAGAAUAUUAGAAAUACAGUGUUAGGCUAUUAUGUUUGUUGGGUUAGGUGUACUGUAUUAAAUCGCCUUAUGGUGCUUGUGCCUUACAAUAGGUUUAUCGGAACAUACUCCCGUUGUAAUUACCUUUAGUUAGCCGAUCUUGCCGAUCUUGCCACAGUCAUAUUAAAACUGCUGAACAAAAUAUACAACUUAUUGGACUGGUGUGCAUUAGCAAACUACCAAAAUGAUACAGCAUUGCUAUUACAAAAGUUCUGUUUUUUGCUACUGGAAGAGCCACAGAUGUUUUAUAUGACACUCUUUUAAUUAGUUACUUGUUAAUUAUACUUGUAAUCCUGUUGCUUCUUUUAAAAUCGUAUGGUAACUUGAGGUCAGAAUGUAACGUAAAACCGGUAUACUGUGUUUCACGAUGUAUUGUGCUUUUAUUUGCACUUUUUUUUUAAAGUUUUUUUUGUCUAAAAAUGAACAUUAUUGUCCUGCUAUAUUACCAUUUGUGAAAUGUGUAUUUUCUGCUUCCAAACCAUAUUGUAGUAUUGAAUAUUACAAAAUACCUAAAAGACUCAUACAUUUAUAUACAUGCAUAUUUAGCUUUUUUUCAAUUGCAAAUUCUUUUCCAUUGGUCAUAAAUUUUAUAUAAAACUUAAAAAAAAAAAAAAAAAACAAUCUCAAUUAAUAGCUACAACAGGAAGUACUAUUAGCUACUGAUGACUCCUAUAGCUAAUUUUUUGUUUGCUCCCCCAGCAAGUUACUAUAGCUCCUUUCUUUUUUAUGUUAGAUUAGAUUCAACUUUAUUGUUGUUACAUAAAGUACAAGCGUGCAAACAACAAAAUGCAGUUUUGGCAUCUAAUCCAAAAGUGCAAAAUAGAAGUCUAAAUAGUCUGGAGUGUUAGAAACCGUUGUAUAUAAUUGUAUGAUAAUUAAAUAUAGAGUUGGAAAGUUCAGGUCCAGAAAGUACAAAUCCAAAUCAAGGUUUUGUUCCAACCAACCAGUUGAGUACUCUGUGAAUGCAGCUAUAUAUGAUCAACUGUUUCGUUAAAACAAAAUUGUGGUCUGGAUUUUUACUUUCUGAACCUAAACUUUCCACCUCUGGUUAAAUAGAAUAACAUUUAUAAAGUGGUAUACAUGGUGUGCUAUAAAUAACAAGUAUAUACCGCAUUUUCAAGCAGCUGUGUAAAACCCUUCCCUCAAGACAUGACACACAUCUUUUUUGGUACAGAGCAUCACUCAUCUUGGAAUUUGACCCAUAAAUGUUGAUAAGCUUAACAGUUCCAACCACGAGUCAGACUAAGCACCAGCCUGUCUGUCUUCCACUGAUGCCUGCCAUCUUCACAGAACUGCUGAGCAGGUUUCACGCUCCGGAGAAUCUUCCGGCAGUUCCAUAGUCUGCAACUUUCAGAGAUUGUGGUAUACUAGAAAAAAAUAAAUAAAUCAUAAUUUUUCAUA
Paramormyrops kingsleyae is the source of this 3953-nucleotide messenger RNA. It is a transcript of the gene cyp27a2, whose product is annotated as cytochrome P450 family 27 subfamily A member 2. Gene Ontology annotation, biological process: glucocorticoid biosynthetic process; C21-steroid hormone biosynthetic process; cellular response to peptide hormone stimulus. Gene Ontology annotation, cellular component: mitochondrial inner membrane. The record is from RefSeq and is a predicted model, not a curated record. Lineage: Eukaryota; Metazoa; Chordata; Actinopteri; Osteoglossiformes; Mormyridae. Gene Ontology annotation, molecular function: oxidoreductase activity, acting on paired donors, with incorporation or reduction of molecular oxygen; iron ion binding; heme binding.